AUGGAACAAGAGACUGAGGCGCCCUUGCAGGCUAGCAAUGACACGAUUGGACGUGAAAAUGUAACAUGUGAUGAACGUGAGCCCUUGGAAGAGGUGUUCCUCCGGGAGUCAUUCCAGCAGUGCAAGAAUGGACGGGCGCUGGUGAAGGAUCUGCUUUUGAGACUGGACCAAGGUCGGGCUGCCUUGCAAGACACUGCACAGCUGCUGAAAGGAGUGGCAGGGGCAGAGGGCGCAUAUGCCAAAGCGUACAAGAAGCUGGGCAAAGAGUCGCUGAGCAAGGGGGAAGGACCGACUCUGAAGAACGCCACUGAAGCCGUCUGUGCGUACGCGCCUGAGGUCGCCAAGUGA
Molecule: messenger RNA, 348 nt
Organism: Klebsormidium nitens
Lineage: Eukaryota; Viridiplantae; Streptophyta; Klebsormidiophyceae; Klebsormidiales; Klebsormidiaceae
Source: the annotation of a GenBank genome assembly